AACGAAAUUUACGCAAAAACACUAACAAAAAAUUAAAGAACAUUGUAAACAUUUGUUAUAUCAUGACAUAAUCAGGUUCGUAUAUAAGAUGCUGCAGGAUGUUGACGGGCACAGUCCUAAGAUGGCGAGGUUCGCGAUAGCUUGUGUGGUUCUUGGGGUCAUUGUGUGUGUCCAUGCGGCACCUGGCUAUGGCAGCGGAGGUCAUAGUGGUGGAGGCGGAUUUGGCAGCGGUGGCGGCGGCGGCGGCGGUGGGGGUGGAGGUGGAUUAGGCGGUGGCGGAGGACAAGGUCAUGGAGGAGGCGGCGGAUUCGGCGGCGGAUUCGGCGGUGGCGGUGGAAGUGGUGGUGGACUUGGCGGUGGUCACGGUGGAAGCGGUAGUGGCGGACUUGGAGGUGGUCAAGGCGGAAGCGGCGGCGCAGGACUUGGUGGUGGCCACGGAAGCGGUGGAGGCGGUGGCGGCGGACUAGGAAGCGGCCAUGGUGGAAGUGGUGGCGGCGGACUUGGUGGCGGCCACGGUGGAAAUGGUGGUGGAGGACUUGGCGGUGGCCACGGCGGUGGCGGUGGACUUGGAGGUGGAGGUGGUAAUGGCGGAGGCAACGGCGGUGGCGGUGGACUUGGAGGUGGCAGCGGGCUUGACGGUGGCAAUGGCGGUGGCGGUCAUGGUGGGCACGGUGGUGGACAUGGCGGACAUGGCGGACAUGGCGGACACGGCGGAGGUGGCAGUGCAAACGCCCAAGCUAGUGCUAGCGCCAGCGCCGGUAGCGGUGGUUACGGUGGUCACAAAGGCGGAUACGGACGCUAAGCCUACCAAGAAAAUUGCUAAUUUAAUAACUUCAGAAGAAGCAAACUCAUUGUGAUAUAUAAAUAACACGAUUUCAUAAUAUUGCUAUUAAUAUUAUGUAAUAAAUACUUCAUUAAUAUAUCAGUUAUUUACCAAA
This is a messenger RNA of Nymphalis io (European peacock), 938 nucleotides long. RefSeq names its product acanthoscurrin-2-like. The transcript is spliced from 3 exons. Lineage: Eukaryota; Metazoa; Arthropoda; Insecta; Lepidoptera; Nymphalidae. The record is from RefSeq and is a predicted model, not a curated record. Bases 89 to 802 code for a protein of 237 amino acids.